Lampris incognitus (smalleye Pacific opah) is the source of this 14163-nucleotide messenger RNA. RefSeq names its product dynein, axonemal, heavy chain 5 like (gene dnah5l). The transcript is spliced from 97 exons. Gene Ontology annotation, biological process: microtubule-based movement. Gene Ontology annotation, cellular component: dynein complex. Gene Ontology annotation, molecular function: dynein intermediate chain binding; minus-end-directed microtubule motor activity; ATP binding. Lineage: Eukaryota; Metazoa; Chordata; Actinopteri; Lampriformes; Lampridae. The record is from RefSeq and is a predicted model, not a curated record. The coding region runs from base 1 to 14163 and encodes 4720 amino acids.
AUGAGUGACACAGAGACAAAGCCACCAGAGGUUUCAGUGGAGGAUGGGCCUUAUGCUCCCCCCGUCGACGGCCCUGGUCCCGGGCUGAUUGGCUCCAGUCCUCCCCCUGACACGGAACUCCAGGCCAGUGAGCAGGAGGAGAACCCGAAUGAAGGGCUGGGGAGCCGGGACGGUCCUGUGGCGGCGGCAGUGGUAGAGGAAGAGGAGGAGGACGAGGAAGAACAGGGAGGCUCAGAGCACAUCUCACCGCCCAACAACUCAGUGAAACCCAAAACUCCUUUUCUCAACCUCCGUAAAGUCUUGACUGACAGGGGACACCGGCGACUAGGAGGCCACAACCCGAGAUCCACCAAUCGCAUGGCUUCCCCAGUAGUUGCUCCCUCCCCCACCACCAGCGUCUCUGUGUCUGGUAAACGGACGAUGGUUUUGUCCAACGAGGCAAGGAGAGAGAUGGUGAAACAGGCUCGGGCAGCAAAGGAGGAGAGGAGAGCCACGCUGGACAGUCGACAUAAGUACCUGGUCAGCAGACUGGCAGAUGGAGGGAUGAUGGGGGAGACGGAGGUGGAGGACGCCCUCAUCUCUGACGAUAAGUUCAGUCUGAUUGAGGAGUUCUUCUCUCCACACGGCUCCAAGAAGCUUGUAUUCUUUUACCAAGAUGUGAAACAGUCUCCAUCUUUUGGCCAUGCCUCCUUGGUAGAACCAGUUAGCUCCACCCCUCCAAAGAAGCUCUUCCUCACCACAGGAACCUCAGAGCCUUUAUUGGGAAAGUGUCUGUUCUUUCUGAGGACUACAGAUAAAGCCAUAAGCACCGCCAACAUACACCAGGAAGUGAACUUUGGCAUGUUGGACUGUUUUGAUGGCAACAUUCUGCAGAGCCUGGAGAGACUUCUGUCAGACAUCAUGUUACCUGCCCUCAGGUCCCAGCAGACUUGGGGCAGUGUGAAGGAGGGAUUGUCCUGUCCAGACGUCCAGACCUUCUUAUCCUCUGUGGACCGAUUCAUCAGCAACUUGGCCUCCGCCAGAUCCAACAUGGACACCAAAUUCCACCUCCUGCUGCCAUCGCAGACAGAGCUCACCGCCGCCAUGCAGGACCUGAGCAGCCCUGCUGAGUACACCUCCGCAGCCAAUAACAGCGAGCUGGUGCAGCAUCUGGAGGGUGUGGUCUUGACGUGGGUCAAUCAGAUUAAGCAGGUGCUGACGGAGAGCGAGCAGGUGAGGAAGGAGGCAGAUGAUGUUGGACCGUCAGCAGAGCUGGAGCUCUGGAAGCGACGCAUGACUACUUUCAACAGCCUGAUGGAGGAGGUUAAGCGUCCUCAUGUGAAAAGGACUCUGGGAGUUCUCCAGGUGGCCAGGUCCAGGACUCUGCGUACGUGGAGAGAGCUGGAUGGGAACAUCACUGUUGUGGCCAACGAGGCCAAGGAUAACGUCAAGUACCUCUACACCCUGGACAGAUUCUUUGAACCCCUGGGAAAAUGCACCCCGACCAGUAUGUUGGAGCACAUUCCCAGUUUGAUGACCAGUAUAAGAUUGAUCCACACCAUUUCCUGGUACUACAACACCUCGGAGAGAAUGACAUCACUCUUCGUCAAGGUGACCAAUCAGAUGAUCUCUACCUGUCGGACAUACCUGACGCAGGGCGUGGCCAGAGUCUGGGACCACAGCAGACCAGUGUUGUUGCAGAGGAUCUCAGAGUGCUGUCAGUUGAACAGAGAAUACCAGAGGUGUUUCCAUUCUGUCAGAGACAAACUGAGAGAAAACCCAGAAGACAGACAGUUUGAGUUCAGUGAGAACUACAUCUUUGGGAAGUUUGAUGCAUUCUGUAGGCGUCUGGAGAAAAUGGCUGACAUGGCCGCUACGCUGGAGAAUCUGGCCUCUCUGCAGCACAUGAAGGUGGAGGGCAUUGAUAAGAUCUAUCUGCGCUAUCAGACCGUCAUCUCCACCACCAAGUCCAAGACGUACAACAUCCUCGACCACUCGAAGGCGGAGUUUGACAGUGACUAUGAAGAGUUCCAGGUCCAGAUCCACAGUCUGUACCAGGCCCUGGAGGCCCUGCUCGACUUCUGGUUCAACCAGUCUCUCACCACUGAGCGCAUGCUGGAGCUGCUGGUUGUCUUUGAGGAGGGUGGAGGCGGGCGGCUGGAACUGAAGAGGAGGUACAUGGUGGCUCUGCAGCACUAUGGCAGAGAUGUGGAGCUGGUCAGAAGAACUUACCAGAAACACAGAGAGAACCCCCCAAUACCCAGAAACAUACCCCCGAUAUCAGGGCGGAUCAUGUGGUCUCAACAACUGUACAAGAAAAUUGAGGCUCCCAUGUCCAUCUUAAAAGACAAGCUGGACAUUCUCAAGGGUCCAGAGCUGUCUAAGGUGAUCAGGAGCUAUAACAAGAUGGCAGCGGCUCUGUUGGAGUAUGAGGUGUUGUAUCUGCGAGCCUGGAGCCAGGCGGCCGAGGAGACCCAACACGGCCUCACAGCCUCACUGUUGGUCCGACACAACCACACCAAGGAGAUCUUGGUUAACCUUGACCCCUCGGUUCUGGAGGUUCUGCAGGAAGCAAAGUGCAUGAGCAAAUUGGGCAUUGCCAUACCAAAGGUCAUCCUGGGCUUAACUUCCAAGAGUCUCCGGCUCAAGAGUCUCUACAGCCGACUGCUGGAGAUGCUGCAGGACUAUGAAUUGGCGGCAGUGAGGAUCCCAGCACUUCUCGCUCCUCUGAUGCAGCCGUUCAUCAGUCGCAUGGAGACAGCGCUCUCCCCCGGCCUCACCUCCCUCUCCUGGACCUCGCUGAACACCGACACAUUCAUAGAGAAUGUCUAUCUGACCCUGGGGGAGUUGGAGCAGGUGACCAAGGUGGUGGUAGACAUCGUAGCAUGUCGUAUUGAGCAGCCUUUGGUCGACAUGUCCUCCUGCAGCCUGCUGGACCUGCCUGUGGAUUCACCGCUCGCGUCGCAGGACUUCCUUCAUCAGGUGGAGACGUCCAUCAGAGCGGCGGCCAUCAAACUCAGCAGGCAGAGCCAGCAGGUGGAGAAGUGUGUAUUUGAGCUGAUUGAGGAGCUGAAGAGGAAGAUGAAGCCGGCAGAGACUAUCAAUUUAGAGGGUUCUUUCCAGUGUCUUCAUCCAGACUCCAAGCAGAAGACCCGCUGUCAGUCCUGUCUUCCGUGUUCCUUCUACAACCUGAUUGGUCAGCUCUGUCAGCGCAACACGGAGGCUCUGGUCAAAGCAACCAAAUCCUCCCUUGACGCCCUGAGACGGAGGCUGCAUGUGACAAAGUACCAGCCACCCUCUUUCUUCCACUCCUCUUCAUCCUGGUCACCGGGCAGUCAGCCGGGGCUCCCUCCUCUUUUCAGGGCCUCCAUCCAGCUGGCCAUCCCCAACAUCGUCCUCCGACCAAGCCUGGACGACAUUCAGGGUACAGUCAAUAAAGUGGUUGGUGUGGUGUUGUCCAUGGCUAAAGACAUCCCGCUGUGGACGUUCUCUCAUCUCCACCACAAGCAGCUGCAGGUGGAGCAGGCAGCAGUGCGGGAUUCGGGAGAUGAAGGUCCGGUGAAGCAACUUAUCCUGAGACCUCUGGACAGACAAGUGGCCGAACACAAAGAUGUCGCCAAGUCCGUAAUCCAGCUGAGCUCUGUGGUUUCCUCUGUGAGAGCCCAGGCAGCAGACACACUGAGAGAGCUGUCUCACUUUUCUAUGCUAUGGAACCAGGAUCCAGACGACUGUGUGAAGGAGUUCCUGGCGUCGGAUCCGUCGCUGGCGGAGUUCAGCUCCCAGAUCUCCUCUUACUCUAAGCUGGAGGUCCAGAUCGAGGAGCUUCCCUCCUCCUGCACCGUCGGUUCAGUCCUGUUCGACACGGAUCAGCUCAAGCUGUUGCUGACGCAGGAGUGCCACGUCUGGAAACGGGCGUUUGGUGCCGCGCUCAACUGCCGGGCGUCAGCCAAAAUGGCAGACGUGUUCUCCUUCCUGGACGGGCUGACGAAGUGCUUGGUGCGUCCAAUCAAAGACCUGGAGGACGUCCGGGGUGCCAUGGCAGCGCUCAGGGAGGUGCGUGAGGCCGAGAUCCGCAUCGAUGCAACCAUCGGCCCGGUAGAAGAAUCCUUCACCCUGCUAAACAAGCACGAGCUGCUCUUCAACGAUGGCAACGCAGAGAGGGUGGACAGCCUGACGUACGCCUGGAAGAACCUCAAUGCACUGGUGCAGCAGAGUCAGAACACCCUGGUGAGCAUCCAGCCAGCCAUGAAGGCAGACCUGCUGGCCGGUGUCAAGUCUUUUCAGAGUGCUGUCAAAAGCUUCUGCACCGAGUACAACCAGAGGGGUCCGGGUGUGGAGGGUGUGGCCCCGGCUGAGGCCAGUGAGAGACUGCAGAGUUUUCAGGCUGAAUUUGAUCAACUGUGGAGAAAAUACACAACCUACGCUGGAGGAGAGGAGCUGUUUGGACUCCCUGUCAAUGACUAUCCGGAGCUGCAGCGGAUAAGGAGAGAGUUAUCUCUGCUGUCUAAGCUCUACAGCCUCUACGACGUCGUCAUCAACAGCGUGGCGUCUUAUCUCGACACGGCAUGGACGGAGCUCGACAUCGACAGGAUCAAUGCCGAACUGCAGGACUUCCAAAACCGGAUCCGGAAGCUUCCGAAGGCCCUAAAGAACUGGCAGGCGUUCAGAGAGCUGAAGAAAACCAUCGAUGAUUUCAGUGAGAGCUGUCCUUUGCUCUCUAUGAUGGCCAACAAGGCCAUGUUGUCCAGACACUGGGGUCGUCUCAGUGAGCUGACCGGCCACAGUUUCCAGGUGGAAUCAGAGAGCUUCUCUCUGAAGACCAUCAUGGAGGCUCCGCUGGUCAAAUACAAAGAAGACAUCGAGGACGUGUGUAUCAGUGCGGUGAAGGAGAGAGACAUUGAGGCCAAGCUGAGAGAUGUGGUGGCAGAGUGGAGCAGCCACGUGUUCACUUUCACCUCCUUCAGGUUGCGGGGUGAACUGCUGCUGAAAGGAGCCGACACAGCAGAGAAAGUGGCUUUGAUGGAAGACAGCUUAAUGGUGCUGGCCUCACUGCUCAGCAACAGGUACAAUGCUCCAUUCAAGCCGACCAUCCAGCAGUGGGUGCAGAAGCUGUCUAACACCUUGGAGGUGAUCGAGAAGUGGUUGGCAGUUCAAAACCUCUGGAUCUACCUGGAGGCCGUCUUCGUCGGAGGAGACAUCGCCAAGCAGCUGCCUCAGGAGGGCAAACGCUUCCAGAACAUCGACAAGUCCUGGCAGAAAAUCAUGCAGCAUGCCCACGAGGUGCCCGUCGUGGUCCAAUGCUGCGUGGGUGAUGAAACACUGACCCAGUUGCUGCCCCACCUGUUGGAGCAGUUGGAGGUGUGUCAGAAGUCUCUGUCGGGUUACCUGGAGAAGAAGAGGCUGGUGUUUCCACGCUUCUUCUUCGUCUCUGACCCUGCCCUGCUGGAGAUCCUGGGACAGGCGUCCGACUCACACACCAUCCAGGCACACCUUUUGAGUCUGUUUGACAAUGUCAGCAGCGUUCAGUUUAAUGGAAACAGUUAUGACCAGAUCAUCAGCUUCCAGUCUCAGGAAGGAGAGACUGUAGACCUCCACCAGCCUGUCCUAGCACAGGGGAACGUCGAGGUGUGGCUGGGCCAGUUAUUAGCUGGGGUGAGACGCACCGUGCACGGUAUCAUCCGUCAGGCUCACCUGGAUAUCAGCGACCCGGGCCUGAAGUUUCUGGAGUUUCAGGCGGUGGUCCCGGCCCAGGUGGGCCUGCUAGGGAUUCAGAUGAUCUGGACCCAUGAUGCAGAGCAAGCUCUGGCCCUCAGCAGAACCGACAAAAAGAUUAUGCAGGCGACCAAUCAGAAGUUCCUGGACCUCCUGAAUGAGCUGAUCGACAUGACAACCAGGGAACUAAGCAGGAAUGAGAGAACCAAGUAUGAGACGCUCAUCACCAUCCACGUCCACCAGAAAGACAUCUUUGAUGACCUGGUGCGUCUGAACAUCCGGUCAGUGUCGGACUUUGAGUGGCAGAAACAGUCUCGCUUUUACUUCCUGGAAGACAGAGACAGGUGUGUGAUCCAGAUCACUGAUGUGGAGUUUACCUACUGCAACGAGUACCUGGGCUGUACUGACAGACUGGUCAUCACCCCACUGACUGACAGGUGUUACAUCACACUGGCUCAGGCUCUGGGUAUGAGCAUGGGCGGAGCCCCGGCAGGACCUGCAGGGACAGGGAAGACAGAGACCAUUAAAGACAUGGGUCGCUGUCUGGGGAAGUAUGUGGUCGUCUUCAACUGCUCUGAUCAGAUGGACUACAGAGGACUGGGACGUAUUUACAAAGGACUAGCUCAGUCUGGAUCCUGGGGUUGUUUCGAUGAGUUUAACCGGAUUGAGCUACCGGUGCUCUCCGUCGCCGCCCAGCAGAUCUAUAUCAUCCUGCAGUGUAAGAAGAACAAGAAGAAACAGUUUGUCUUCACCGACGGAGACAUAGUCGACAUGGACCCCGAGUUCGGCAUCUUCCUCACAAUGAAUCCGGGCUACGCAGGUCGACAGGAGCUGCCGGAGAACUUGAAGAUUCAGUUCCGCACAGUGGCCAUGAUGGUCCCUGACCGUGCCAUCAUCAUGAGGGUCAAACUGGCCAGCGCAGGUUUCCAUGACAACCAGACACUCAGCCGCAAGUUCUACAUGCUGUACAAGCUGUGUGAGGAGCAGCUUUCCAAACAGGUCCAUUAUGACUUUGGUCUGAGGAACAUCUUGUCCGUGUUGAGGACCCUGGGGGCAGUGAAGAGAUCCAACCCUGCCGAACCAGAGAAGAUGGUGGUGAUGAGAGUCCUCCGAGACAUGAACCUUUCGAAACUGAUGGAUGAGGACGAGCCUCUGUUUCUGAGUCUGAUCAAUGAUCUGUUUCCUGCUACUGUUCUGGAUAAAGCUGGCUAUCCGGAGUUGGAGGCGGCCAUCAACAGUCAGAUCCAGAAGGCCGGUCUGAUCCCUCAUCCGCCCUGGAUCCUCAAACUGGUGCAACUCUACGAGACGCAGCGUGUGCGACAUGGUAUGAUGACCCUGGGGCCCAGCGGGGCUGGUAAGUCUGCCUGCAUCCACACUCUGAUGAAGGCGCUGACAGAAUGUGGCUCUCCUCACAGAGAGAUGAGGAUGAACCCCAAAGCCAUCACCGCCCCCCAGAUGUUCGGCACACUGGACGUGGCAACCAACGACUGGACUGACGGUGUCUUCUCCACCCUAUGGAGGAGGACACUUAAAACAAAGAAGGGGGAACAUGUAUGGAUCUUGCUGGAUGGUCCAGUGGACGCCAUCUGGAUCGAGAACUUGAAUUCUGUUCUGGAUGACAACAAAACGUUGACUUUGGCCAACGGAGACCGAAUCCCCAUGGCUCCAUGCUGCAAGGUGGUGUUUGAGCCGCACAACAUUGACAACGCGUCUCCGGCCACCGUGUCCAGAAAUGGGAUGGUGUUCAUGAGCUCCUCGGUGCUGAGCUGGAGCCCCGUCCUGCAGGCCUGGCUCCAAACCCGGCCUCAGAUCCAGGCCCAGAUGCUGCAGGACCUCUUCGGCAGCUGUUACCAGGAUCUGAUCAACUUUGUCUCCACCGCUGUUUCUCCUAAGAUGAACAUCCUGGACUGUAUGUACAUCAGACAGACUAUUGACCUCUUACAGGGCCUUCUCCCGGCGUCGGAGGACAGACAGGGCGGCCACGGCAUCGUGGGCCGGCUCUUUGUAUUCGCAGUCAUGUGGUCUAUAGGAGCCCUGCUGGAGCUAGAAGACAGGGCCAAGAUGGAGGCCUUCUUAAAGGGCCACGCCUUAGCUCUCGACCUGCCGCAUACUCGGGACGAUCAGAACAUCUUUGAGUUUACCGUCAACGAACAGGGCCAAUGGGAGCACUGGUCCAAUAAGGUUCCAGAGUACAUCUACCCGACGGACCACAUACCAGAGUACUCGUCCAUCCUGGUACCCAAUGUGGACAACGUGCGGACAGACUUCCUGAUGCAAACCAUCAUGAAACAGGGCAAAGCUGUGCUGCUGAUUGGUGGACAGGGGACUGCCAAGACGGUCAUGAUCAAGGGCUACAUGGGUAAGUUUGACCCGGAGCUCCAUCUCAGUAAGAGCGUGAACUUCUCGUCGGCGACGCUGCCCAGCAUGUUCCAGAGGACCAUAGAGAGUUACAUAGACAAACGCAUGGGGUCCACCUAUGGACCGCCGGCCGGCCGCAAGAUGACAGUUUUCAUCGACGACAUCAACAUGCCCGUUAUAAACGAGUGGGGGGACCAGAUAACCAAUGAGAUUGUCCGUCAGUUGAUGGAGCAGGGUGGGUUCUACAGUCUGGACCGCCCAGGAGAGUUCACCACUAUUGUCGACACCCAGAUGGUGGCAGCCAUGAUCCAACCUGGUGGGGGUCGCAAUGACAUCCCUCAGAGACUGAAGAGACAGUUCUCAAUCUUCAACUGCACCCUGCCAUCCAACUCCUCCAUUGAUAAGAUCUUCCGCACUAUAGCGACCGGAUAUUUCUGCCCGCAGAGGGGCUUCCCCGCGGAGGUGUGCGCCUUAGCCAGCGCCUUGGUGCCCACCAUGCGACGGCUCUGGCAGGCUGUCAAGGCCAAGAUGCUGCCGUCUCCUGCAAAGUUUCACUACAUCUUCAACCUGCGGGACCUGAGCAGAAUCUGGCAGGGCAUUCUGAUGGUGAGAUCUGAGGUGUGUGACAGCUGUCAGCUCCUAGCUGCUCUCUUCCAUCAUGAGUGUACCAGAGUCAUCGCUGACCGCUUUACCGACCCCAAAGACACGAACACCUUCAGCGCCAUCGUGGAGAAGAUCACAGUGGAGGUCCAUGGGUCAGCUCUGACUGAGCAUGCUCAGUGGGACAGUUACUUUGUGGACUUCCUGCGUGAGGCUCCAGAGGUGACGGAGGAGGAGCCUGAUGACGCCACGAUGGAAGCCCCAAAGAUAUACGAGCCAAUCAUGUCGCUGGACUGCCUGGUGGAGCGCCUGUCCUUCUUCCAGCAACAAUACAACGAGGCUGUGAGGGGCGGAGCCAUGGACCUGGUCUUCUUCAAGGAUGCCAUGAGUCACCUGGUGAAGAUCUCUCGUAUCCUGCGGAUGCCUCAGGGGAAUGCUCUGCUGGUUGGCGUCGGAGGCUCCGGCAAACAGAGUCUGACCCGACUGGCGUCCUUCAUCGCAGGAUACCAGACCUUCCAGAUCACCUUGACCCGGUCUUAUAACAGCGGUAAUCUACUGGAGGAUCUGAAGUCCCUUUAUCGUAUUGCUGGACAGCAGGCCAAAGGAGUCACCUUCCUCUUCACCGACAAUGACAUCAAAGAUGAAGCAUUCUUGGAGUACAUGAACAACGUCCUGUCCAGCAGUGAGAUCUCCAGCCUGUUCGCCCGAGACGAGGUGGACGAGAUCCUCCAGGGUCUGAUCCCAGUCAUGAAGCGCCAUCACCCGCGGCGUGCCGCCACUGCUGAGAACCUGUACGACUACUUCCUGUCCCGCGUCCGCAGCAACCUCCACGUCGUCCUCUGCUUCUCACCCAUCGGCAAGAAGUUCCGCACAUGGGCCAUGAAGUUCCCAGGGUUGAUAUCGGGCUGCACCGUAGACUGGUUCCAGCAUUGGCCCCGCGACGCCCUGGUGGCCGUCUCACAUCACUUCCUGUCUCAGUACCAGGACAUCCGCUGCUCGGAGGAAGUGAGGCACCGCGUGGUGGUUACCAUGGGAACCUUCCAGGACCUUGUGGCAGAGACAUGCACCAAGUAUUUUGAGCGUUUUCGCCGGCAGAUGUACGUGACCCCCAAGUCCUUCCUUUCCUUCAUUGAGGGCUACAAGCUCAUCUACUCCGAGAAGAUCGCUCACGUCGGCAUGUUGUCCGAACGCAUGCAGACAGGCCUAUCGAAACUAAUGGAGGCAGAGCAGUCUGUGAACCAGCUGUCGAAGGAGCUGGUGGUGAAGGAGCAGGAGCUGGCUGUUGCCUCCCAGAGGGCAGAUGGGGUACUACAGGAGGUCACUGCCAAGGCCCAGGCUGCUGAACAGGUGAAGCAGCAGGUGCAGAAGGUGAAAGAUAAGGCCCAGUCCAUCGUGGAGGAGAUUGAGGCCGAUAAAACCGCAGCUGAGUCCAAACUGGAAGCUGCCAAACCUGCACUGGAGGCCGCAGAGGCCGCUCUGCAAACCAUUAAACCAGCAGACAUAGCCACAGUGAGGAAGCUGGGGAAGCCUCCUCAUCUCAUUAUGAGGAUCAUGGACACCGUGUUGCUGCUUUUCCAGAGGAAGCUUGACCAGGUGACCCUCGACCCUGAGCGACCUUGCCCACGACCUUCCUGGGCGGAGGCCAUGAAGCUGAUGCAGAACUCUGCCUUCCUCAGCAUGCUUCUCAACUUUAGCAAGGACACCAUCACGGAGGAAGUGGUGGAGCUGAUGGCUCCAUAUUUACAGAUGGACGAUUAUAACCUGGAGUCUGCCAAGCGGAUCUGUGGGAACGUGGCUGGUCUCUGCUCCUGGACCGAAGCCAUGGCCGACUUCUUUGCCAUUAACAAGGAGGUCCUGCCACUCAAGGCUAACCUGGCCUUGCAGGAGGCCCGCCUCGUGGUGGCACAAAGUGAGCUAGAGAAAGCUCAAGAACAACUGGACGCUAAACAACUGGAGCUAGACGCAGUGCAGGCACUCUAUGAUGCCGCCAUGAGGGAGAAGCAGGCUCUGCAGGACGAUGCCCAGGCCUGCCGGAGAAAGAUGGCCAGUGCUACGGCUCUGAUCGUUGGGCUAGGAGGGGAGAAGGUACGCUGGACGGAGAGCAGUGCUCAGUUUCAGACUCAGAUUAAACAGCUGGUGGGAGACAUCCUGUUGGCCACAGGCUUCCUGUCUUAUGCUGGUCCAUUCAACCAGGAGUACCGAAACCUGCUGCUGGACCAGUGGAAGACUGAGAUCAACCAACAGCACAUUCCAUACAACCAUGAUGUGAAUGUGAUUGGUCUUCUGGUGGACAACACCACGGUGGGGGAAUGGAACCUGCAGGGUCUCCCAAACGAUGACCUGUCCAUCCAGAACGGUAUCAUAGUCACCAAGGCCUCCCGCUACCCGCUGCUCAUCGACCCACAGGGCCAAGGAAAGACCUGGAUAAAGAACAGAGAGGCAGACAACCAGCUACAGGUUACUUCUCUGAACCAUAAGUAUUUCCGUACACACCUGGAAGACAGUCUGUCUCUAGGGCACCCCCUUCUGUUGGAGGACGUUGGGGAGGAACUGGACCCCGUCUUGGACAACAUCCUGGACAAAAACUACAUUAAGUCUGGAUCUUCUCACAAAGUGAAGGUGGGAGAUAAGGAGGUGGACGUGUUGAAAGGAUUCACACUCUACAUCACCACCAAGCUCGCCAACCCUGCCUACAGCCCAGAGGUCAGCGCCAAGACGGCCGUGGUGGACUUCACCGUCACCCAGCAAGGCCUGGAGGACCAGCUACUGGGACGAGUCAUACUCAUCGAGAAACAGGAGCUGGAGUCAGAGCGAGUGAGGCUCCUUGAGGAGGUGACGUCUAACAAGAGGAGGAUGCAGGAGCUGGAGGAGAACCUCCUGUUCAGACUGACCAGCACGCAGGGCUCCCUGGUGGAGGAUCAGUCCCUUAUGGAGGUCCUCCGAGUCACCAAGACGACCGCACAUGAGGUGAGUGAGAAACUGACAGUUGCUGCAGAGACGGAGGUGAAGAUUAACCAGGCCAGGGAGGAGUAUCGCCCUGUGGCCACCAGGGGGAGUAUCCUGUACUUCCUGAUUGUGGAGAUGUCGCUAGUGAACGUCAUGUACCAGACGUCCCUCAGACAGUUCCUGAGAAUCUUCGACUCUUCCAUGGAGCGUGCCGCCAUAUCCCAGAUCACCGCCAAACGCAUCAGCAACAUCAUUGAGGUCUUAACCCAUCAGGUGUAUUGUUACACAGCCAGAGGUCUGUAUGAAGACCAUAAGCUCCUGUUCACUUUGCUGUUGGCUCUGAAAAUUGACCUGCAGGCGCGAAACAUCUCCCAGGCCGAGUUCCACACCUUCAUCAAGGGCGGGGCUUCUUUGGACCUGAACUCGGUGGAGGUCAAACCCCGACGCUGGAUCCUGGAUGGGACCUGGCUCAACCUGGUCCAGCUGUCCAGCCUGCGGCCCUUCACACAGCUUCUGAUACAGGUGAACCAUAAUGAGCGUGCCUGGAGGACUUGGUUUGAUCACCCGGCACCAGAGGACACCCCUUUGCCUGAGGGGUAUGAGGACACACUGGAUGCCUUCCGGAAACUUCUCCUAAUUCGUAGCUGGUGUCCCGACAGAACCAUCACUCAGGCACAGCGGUACAUCUCCAAGUCUCUGGGUCCGCAGUAUGCAGAGGGUCUGGUUCUGAAUCUGCAGGCAAUGUGGGCUGAGAGCGACAGCAGAACCCCCAUGGUCUGCCUCCUCUCCAUGGGCUCAGACCCCACCGAGAACAUCGAGAGACUGGCCAAGAAUAAGGGGGUGCCCUGCAGGUCCAUAUCCAUGGGGCAGGGCCAGGAGGUUCAUGCUCGUAGGCUAUUGGCUCACAGUAUGUCAGACGGCGGCUGGCUCCUCCUCCAGAACUGCCACUUGGGCCUGGACUUCCUAGAUGAGCUCCUAGAGACCGUCACCAUGGCAACACCAGAGGGUGUGCACCAGGGGUUCAGAGUGUGGCUGACAACUGAUGUGCACGCCAGGUUUCCUAUCACAUUUUUACAGUCUUCUAUCAAGUUCACCAAUGAACCUCCCCUUGGGAUGAAGGCCGGUCUGAAGAGGACAUACAGCGGAGUGACUCAGGAACAGCUGGAGAUCACCAGUCUGCCUCAGUGGAGACCUCUGCUGUACGCUGUGGCCUUCCUUCACACCACCGUACAGGAGCGUCGUAAGUUCGGUCCAUUGGGUUGGAACAUCCCCUACGAGUUUAACCAGGCAGACUUCACCUCCAGCAUGCAGUUUCUCCAGAACCACCUGGAAGAGCUGGACUCCAAGAAAGCAGUGAACUGGACCUGUCUGCAGUACAUGCUGGGUGAGGUCCAAUAUGGCGGCAGAGUGACGGACGACCUGGACAAACGGCUCCUGAACACUUUCACCCGCGUCUGGUUCAGUGACAACACUUUGACUGACAAGUUCUCGUUCUAUAAGGGCUACUCCAUACCAGGCAAGGCCAAGACCAUCCAGGACUUCCUGCAACACAUCGAGGCUCUGCCAUUGGUCGACACGCCCGAGGUGUUCGGUCUCCACCCCAAUGCUGACAUCACCUACCAGACCAACCUGGCCAAUGAGACGCUCAGCACCAUCAUCAACAUUCAACCAAAAGACAGUGGGGGCGGACCUGGGGAGAUGAGGGAGGCCACUGUGCAGAGACUGGCCAAUGAGAUGUUGGAGAAGCUACCACCUGACUAUGUCCCUCACGAGGUCAGAGGUCAACUCCAAAAGAUGGGUCUGCUCCAGCCAAUGAACAUCUUCCUCAGGCAGGAAUUAGACCGAAUGCAGCGAAUCAUCAGCACCGUACGGAGCACGCUCGCUGACCUCAAGCUGGCCAUUGACGGCACCAUCAUAAUGUCUGAGGAUCUUCGGGACGCCCUGGACUGUAUGUUUGAUGCCCGGGUUCCUGCUCUCUGGCUCAGUCGGAGCUGGCAGUCGGCAACGCUGGGCUUCUGGUUUACUGAACUGCUGGAGAGGAAUCAGCAGUUCAGCGCCUGGAUCACCAACGGACGACCAAACCAGUUCUGGUUAACCGGAUUCUUCAACCCUCAGGGUUUCUUGACAGCUAUGCGCCAAGAGACCACCCGUUCCAACCUGUCCAAGGGCUGGGCCUUGGAUACAGUGUUCCUUGGCAACGAUGUAACCAGGAUGAUGAAGGAGGAUGUGUCAGCUCCGCCCCCGGAGGAUAUGGGAGGAGUCUACAUCCAUGGCCUAUUCCUGGAUGGGGCGGGAUGGGAUCGACGUAACGCCAAACUCACAGAAUCACCUCCCAAGGUCCUCUUCACCCCUCUCCCGGUGGUCCACGUCUAUGCUGUCAGUACAGCCGACAUGGCCGACUGUAAGCGUCAGGUGGGUGGCAGUCUGAUGAGCCUGUACGCCUGUCCAGUUUACAAGAAGCCAAGACGCACUGACCUCACCUACAUCUUCACACUGCAACUCCGCACAGCGCAGCAGUCCGACCACUGGACGCUCCGUGGGACAGCACUCCUCUGCAACUGUAAAUGA